AUGGAAAGCAAAGUUGAACGGCCAACAACACCGGGAACGAGAAGCGAAGCUGGCGAGAAACGAUCAGGCGAUUUUGAAGAUGUUGUUCCUAGAAAGAAGCGGCGAAGAUGCGGUGCUUGUGAGCCUUGUUUGAGAAAAGUAAAUUGCGGGGACUGCAGCAAUUGUGUCAAUAGAAAAACUGGUCAUCAGAUAUGCAAGUUCCGUAAAUGUAUUGAACUGAGAAAGGUGCGAAUAUUUGAACGAACGUUAACGAUUUGGAACAGGGAUUGAUAUAACUCACGCAUUUAUUCCCUGCGUUGUGCUAACGAAGUUUUCGCUUGAAAAUACUCAAGGGUGUGAUUUCAUUUUGGUUUUGCAGAAAACGACAAGCAACGUUGGCAAACGCGAAGGGGCUCAGCUGCGAACGGCUUUGAACGAGGACGACGUAGGUGACAAAUCGCGUCUCGUGAGCUGCGAAGUCGUCGAACCCGAUAAGGUAAAGAAGUAUGAUCUCGACUCACAGAAGUAAGCAUCCGCUCAUAUUUUUCGAGUUUAAACAAAAUUUUUCAUUCCUGACCACAGGGAUAUUUCUUUAAUUUCUGCCGGGUAUUAUUAGCAAAGUAAUUUUGAUGCGCGCGUCUUUGGCUAAUAUUCACUCCUUAUUGUUGUGGUUUGCGUUUUCUCUCAAAGCGAGCUGUCGGUGAAGGUGGCGAGAGACAGAUUAUCAACGAUUCCGUUCAAGGCGAGUGUAAACCGCAAAAACCGGAGUCGCCAGAGGCAAUUCAUGCGCAAGAAGGCACUGAAGUUGCUCAGCUGCAAAACACAGAAAUCAGCGCUACCGACGAACUCCCUAAAGACCCUCACGAGAAUAAAACAGCAAGCGGUGAUGUCCACUCCAGUCGUUCAACCGAGCCGGGCGCUGAAAAGCCUUUGACGAACUGCAAGGUAGCGGUUUCCCGCAGUGAAAGCGAUUUUGAACCCCCUCCGUGCAACUGCCCAGGUAUUUACAUAUUUUUUUCUGCAUGUAUUCAUAUUCAAAUGUACGAUCCAGCCGGCUUGAAUAAUCUAACCGCUAACUGCCGACUCGAACGCGAUCUAAUUUGCUUGAUCUCUUUUUUUUUUUUACAUGCCGCGCGUAUUUCAUUUUUGUUUCGGCCUUUGUAGAUAGCGUGAUAUGUGCAGACUGGCUUUGUUUGACGGUUUAAAUAAACCUAAUUGGGGAUUAAGCCGGGUUGCUUGGAAUAAAAUUUAUUAAAGUGUAUCCGCGCGGUUAGGUCUCAGCGUUUUGUUGACAUUAGCGCUAAAUUACAGCGGAAACUUUUAAGCUCGAGCCACGUUGAAAUAAAUUAGUAGCGCACACGAAAAAAUUACGGUAAACGUUAAAGAGGUUUUCUUAUCAAAUUUUUCAUCAGCAUCUCGUUACGAUAGCGAUCAACGUUUGUUUAUAUGUGUCUCAGUUGGCCGUCAAAACAGCAGUUGUUCCAUCUGCGCUAAGCGUACUUUGUCCAUUCAGCGGCGAGAUUUCGUGUUAAUGCCUAAUCUGCCUAAACGACACGCUCCCCUGAGCUCUUGCGAAAGUUUUAAUUCACGUUAUCGGCCUAAAUCAUUAAAUCAUCAAAGACGCAACGUGAACUGAACUACCGCAGGAAUAAAUAUGUAAAUGAAACAAAGCGAAAUCGCGUCUGCGAUUGGUAAUGGUUUCUAAAGUGCAGCAUCAAGAAGUUGAAAGUUGUCGGUUUCUCUGACCAGCUAUUGUUAGUUUCUAAAUGAUAGAUGAGUGCUUCUCUCGACAAGUCUGGCAGCAGAUAUCGCGCCUCGGCGCAUUUUUGAUUUACGAAACAAUAGGAAUUAACAGGUCCACGCUGAAAGAUGUCUGAUUGGGUAAUUGUAAAAAAUAAAGAAAAGAAGAAAAAAAAAAAGCCAAAAUCACGAUAUUUAAAAUGCACGGAAUUUAACUCGCAGUUGAGCUGGAUAUUGUUUUGAAGUUUUGGUGGGGGUUGCGGAAAAAGUCUUGAAAAUUAACACCGGAAGCUCCGUUUGUACCAUUCGGUCUUUCCGUUGUAAAGAUUUCGCUCUAAGCUUCUAAUUUUCCUUGUUUCUUCAAAAGAUUUUUUUAACUCUUAGACGUCAUUUAUCAAGCUCUUUUCAUCGCUACGAGAUUUUUCUUAAGGAGGAUUGCUGUCUAAUCGUGGUUUAAGAUUGCAGAAAGAAAACAUCCGAACAUCACUUCUAAAAAUCUUUUUGUUUGCGAAGGAGCUCAGCAGAAAUUUAAAUCGUUAAUCGUUGCUUUCUGCAGUUAAAAAGCAUAAAUUUUCUUUGCAUUCAGUCGGCAAUCAUUAAGCACUGUUGGAGCCUAUAUUACUUUGCUGUAUAAACAAAUCAGCCUUUAGACAAACAGGGUUUCAGCUGAUUCUACAAAAACAACGAUAAAUCUCCUUGCACAGUAAGAGAUCCGUGCAUUGUGGUGCAAGUUUGAAACCUGCUGUUUUUGAUAAACACGUUGAUGGAUUUUUGUAGCGUAAUUAAUGAAUCUGUGCAAAUCAAGGCAAGAAUAUAAUUUUUUAUUUCGGGAAAUUUUCCAGUAAUUCUAAGGUAGAGGUAGGUUAGGGUCUGUCUGUCUGUCUGUCCUAAUUUUUGCGGUGUUAAGCCUUGAAAAUUCAGCUUUAUCAUGGAUGGAAUUAGACAAAUGAAGUUGUGUGAAUAGAAAACCACUGGACAUUAGUGGUUUUGAUAACAAAAUGGGCAGGUUUUAUAGCGAUGUUUACUGUGUCCAUAUCCCCAACUCCCAUGAGUGACCAAAAUGGAAUUUCUCCUUAAGAUAUCAAUAUAAUAUCAAACGGAUAAGUGAUGAGAAUAAAGAAAGCUAUCAAUCAAGGGAUUCCUUGUUGAUCCAAUACCAAAUUCUCAGAACUAACAUCUGAAGGAUAGUAUGGCAGACUUUAUGGAGAAUUACUGAUGAAAUAUUUGGGGUGAAAGGAUAAAUGAGGUCAAAUUCAGAGAUUGGGAAACUUGGAAAGUUUUUUUUUUCUGGGAGAUUUUCUUUUAUGUCGGGGUGUUGAAUUUUAUAAGAUGUUUGUUAGAGCUGAUCUUAAGGAUCUUCAAGUACAGUCAUCAUAGACAUGCUCUGUGCCUAUUCUCUGUUCCUGUUGAGAGAAUGUGGCAGUUUUUCUGAUUCCCAACAUGAAUGCUGAAAUCAAUAAUGCAUUGUUUGUGCAUUGACUUUCAGCUCGGCAAUAAAUUAUCUUUCUUAGUUGCAGGAUAUUUAACUUUAUAGUAGAACAGCAAGUGCAAUGCUACCUUCUAUACCUCUCUAAACUCCAUGUUUCAGCCUUGUUAUUUCCUUUUUACCCCUUCUUUGGUUCACUUAUGUGCCCCACCCCCAUAUCAGCUACCCUUGGUGUCUUCUAUGCUUCUCAAUCCCCAUUGCUUCUCUCCUUGGUCUUGUCUCCAUGGCAGUAUGUUCUUUCUUUCCGUGUAUCAAAAUUCCCUCCUCUUUUAUUCCAGAUUAAUAAUGCUUCAUUGUCCCAAAUUCGAAUUUUAACAUCUUGCUGUAUUUAUGCACAUGGGACAUAUACUGGCUUAAUGGUUGGUUACCCUUGGCUGGGAUAAUCAUGUUGUAUCUUGAAGCAAAACACUUUACUCUCACAGUACAUCCCUCCCUGCCCUGGAGUGUAAAUGACUACUAGUUAAAUAUCUGGGAAACCUGAUUACAUGAUGUAGUUAACCCAGGAAUGAAUUUGGACGCGAUCUUCGCAGUAAUGAACACUACUUAAGCAGUAGAAAAAGUAAAGCCUGAAAAAAAUUCAGGCCUGUACGGAAUUUGAACCCAUGACCUCUGUGAUACCGGUCCAUUGCUCUACCAACUGAGCUAACAAGCCAACUGGGGGCUGGUCAUUAUGUUAGUUCGUAAUAAACCCGUGAAAUGAAAGAGUUACUCAGGGUUGGACAAAGUAUUCCAUUCAGAGGGAGAAUCAAUACCCUUGGUUGUGUCAUACUAUUUUAAAAAAUAAAGUUAUAUGCCAUAACAAAUCGCUCUUUUAUAUUGUUGUUGUAGUUUCAGGAAAAGAUGACAGUCCUUAUUACACCUACCUGGGAGCUGCACCAAAUGUGAAUGUUUUGAGGAAUCUCUUGGAGGAAAGGUAAAGAAAGAAAUAUUGUCAGUCUCUUUUUACAAUAACUCUGAUUUUACGAAAUGUGGCGGGAGACCUUAGUUCAUAAACUCAGAUUCUUCUCUCUUUGUUAACGAACUUUAUUGUAUCCAAGAAGUCACAAUAUUAAGCUGUUAUUUUGAAUUUCAUUUUGCAGGUUUGGCGUCAAAGGAUCUGCUCUGAGAAUUGAAUUGGUGAGUUAAAACUGAAUUUUUUACGAUAUAUUUUCAAAUAGAGAGAACAGGACCAGUUUGCACAUGUAGUGAUGUUUUAUUAAUUUUCAAAUGAAAUUACUUCCUCUGACAACGGUGUAUACCAAAUAAAAGAGGGAUCAAUAUCAGUAUCUGGGCAACGGCCCCCUACCCCUCCCCUAACCCAACAUUCACCCUAACUUGUUAUCAAUUGACUGUUGUUGGGUUAGGGGAGGGGUAGGUGGGCAGUUGCCCAGAUACUGAUAUUGAUCCUAAAAGAGUGUGGUAUGGGUGAAAUAGUUAAAAAACAACAACAAGACGAGUAUACAUGUAGGACGCAGUGCCCAGAUGGUGAGAGCGCUGGACCACAGAUAGCGACUCGAAGACUGAAGCCCCCGUAGGCUCCUGCACCCGGGAGUAUAAAUGUCUAGUGGUAUUGGGAAACCUACCAUGUACUCUUUCGUGGGGCAGAGGGAAAGGUUCAAACUGUCGGUCGCUGUGCACCACUAAAAGUGAGAUGAGCUCAGGCGGUUACUUGCAACAAGACUCAGUGGGGCUUACGCAUAGAUGUAACUUGCAAAGAGUAGCACCAGUGCUGGAAAACAGGCCUCGCGGUUUCCCUAAAAGCGUUAUCAUUCAGAAAUAUCCGCUUAUGUUUGGAAACGGGUAUGUUUUGAGGAGUUUUUGCGACUUUCGUUUACCCGUGAACGACUUAGACGAUCAGCGCUAAUGGAUAUUUAGUCAAACGGUCAGUAGAGUUGUUAAGUUCAUAGACGGAUAAGUUCUCCAUGUCUAAGUACUCUCUAGCGCGGUAAGAUGGAAAAACACAAAAGGAAACCAGAAUAAACAAGGACAGCUGAGGAUGGAGGAGAUUAAAGCAGAUUAAAAAAUAACGAACUUGAGUCAAAUUUAAUGUUGUGAAAAGAUGACCUUCAAACUAUAGGAGUCAUUCACUGGCUAACCCUUUAACUUACAAGAUCUCGUUGGUAAUUCUCUUUACUGUCUGACCUACAAUUCUUAUGAUGUCAAUUUGGAGAGUUUGGUAUUGGAUCAACUCAUAAUCGCCUAAUUGAUAUUUUUCUCUAUUCUCGUCACUUCUAUGCAUGAUAUUGUAUUGAUAUUGUAAGGAGAAAUUCUGUCUUGGUCACGCAUGAGAGUUAUAGGUAGAAUAAAAAACACAAAACAAGCAGAAUUAAAUCAAGAAGGAUUCAGGAUGGCAAGAAUAAACACGAUGAAAACGAACCUGGAAAUGAUCAGGAACUCAAUUUGAAGGAGACCUAAAAAUAUCAGUUCAAUAAGAUUGCAAACACAUAAGAGGAACAAGGAUGGCCAAAGAUGAAGAAGGCUGGAGAGAAACGAUGAACUUAACUAAAAUUUUGUGAUCCGCGAAAGUUACCUUCAUCUUGAAGGAGCGUACAAAAUAUUAGUUGGAUAAGAUAAGAAACAAAGAGGAGACUGUAAUAUUUACCAAGAAGGAAGCUGGAUUGCUGAGGAUGGAGAAGAUUUACACGGAUUGUAGAACGUGAUUGAGUUCUUUUUGAAAACUCGGCGUUUUCAGUGUUCUGUAGUAGUGAAGUAGUUGGGACCAUCUUUAGUGGACGGAAAGUGUUCUGUCUCUCUCAUAUCGUGGUCGUUUGAGCUAGGUGGAUUCAUUAAUUACGGCACACUGGAGUUUUAAUCCUCACAAAAUGAAGCGACUAGAAGCAUAGCUAUUCAUUUUGGACAGAAUUAUCUGCAGUUUACCAUAAGGCCUUGCUUCAGGGUUAACUUUCAGUUCGCCAGUAGAGAAGCCCUGUUAGAGUGAAGUAUCUUUCCAAAGAACACAGUACAGUGACCCAUCCACGUCUCUAAUUGGAACUCCCUAGAUUUGAAGACCAACGCUCUUACCAUUAGACAACCUCGUCUCGCAUUCCAUAAUAAAUAAAUAUAUCUUAUUAGACGUUUUCUUGUGUAGUAUCGCUGAGUAUUUUUCUGAGUGAUGCCGUACUUUGACGAGCCUUACGGGCUCGUCAAAAAUACAAACAGCGAGUAAAAAUGCUCAGCGAUACUAUAAACCAAAACGUCUUAUAAGUUAUUUAUUAUCCAACUGCUUCUGCGUAAGUCUUUCUGUUUAUUUCUCAUAAGGCAAGAAAAGUAAAGCGGGUAGAGAACCGUAGCGCGUGCAGCCGACUGGUUAAACAGUUUUUUUUUCAGUACAAAAUACUCAAGAUUCCUAAUAACCGUAUAAUAUCGCAGGAUAUUUGCACUCUAUUCACGCGUUAUUUGUACUCUACUUUGUGCAGUUGGAUAAUGAUUUGUAGCUUAAGUGAACGUGCAUAUGUACGGGGGAUAAUUUUGAACGUGAGUGCAUGUUCAGGGGGACGUUCACACGCGAGUAUCCACGCUUCCACUCUGUAGAUUUUGUAAAGCAAACAAUAAAGUCGUGUGAUAGGCUGUCUGUUAAUCCUAGACAGUCUGGCGUGAUAAUUUUUUUCAUCACGUAAGCUCUCCCACACGGUUUUUUGUUGACUGAUCAAGUCUUUAGUGGCGUCAGUUUUGCGUUAUCACUUUAAUCUUAAAGAGAGGAAACGUCAAAAUCGAGUCAACUUUCCGGUAACGUUUGAAGCAUUGAGGGUUUUCAGUUAAUCCCAGGCUUACAUCAAGUGGGAUGAAUAUUCAUUAAUCCUUGGUAUCUGUUACCUUUUUGCUUUAGAUUGGUUACACAGGGAAAGAGGGAAAAAAUCAUCUUGGUUGUCCCAUAGCGAGAUGGGUAAGUUUUUCAGUUGUACUAUGUCUUGUAGAAGAUUUAUUGUACCCACGUUCUAUUGUAGCAGAAGAAGAGUACAAUCACGGACUACGUGCCUCAUUUGAGAUAGACAUUCCUAACAUAUCUAUCAUGUUUGUAGCUGGGGUGUUGUAAGGAAUUUGUCCAUCGGAUCAGCUUAGAAAUUAAGCGUUUUAGCACCGUUGUUGGAGAAAACUUCUUGAUGAUGGUAAUGGUAGAAGAGAAGCAAAAUACAAAGCGAAUAAGUGGGCGCCGUUUUAAUUACUAAGACGUUCUCAGUAAAUCCUAAAAGACAGAGUGUCGCUUCUAAUUGCUAGUAAAAUGUCUUAUCUGGUCCUUAAAUGUCUCUGAUGAAAUCCAUCGAGGAGGCAAAAGAAAAGUGUUUACUUUGGGAAAACAAAGAUUUUGCAUCUAUUUGUUUUGUCCUAUAGUUCAAUAAGUUCGUUCUCAAAUACGUCUUCGUACUUUGAGCGGCUCUUUGACUUCGCUAACACGAGAAAUUCAAUGCACAAAGAUCCUUCGGCAAGCGCCGAUUAAUAAUCUUAUGUAAACUUUGUGCUAUCGGCAAAAAUUAAAUUAAUUGUUCCAAAUACUAUAUUCUGUGCCACACCAGUCACGAAAACCCGGUGAACCAUCACCGUUUAAAAGUAUUCUUCAUGCAAUGCAACACCAUAGUACCUCUAAGAAAGGUUGCACCUUCUCACAAAUAGUUACAAACGUACCAAGAACAAAACUGAAAAAGAAAAGAAAGUCUGAGGAACUUGAAAUGUGAAAACGACCUACAAUGGGCAAAAUCGCUCACCAAGCGCCCAAAUAGUUUUUUUUAGAUUGGGUGUCGGAAGCCAAAAUGAUGGCAAAGGCCAAUCAGAAAAACGUGAUUAUUAAGAGUAGCCAAUGAGGACUCAAAUAAAAUCCAUGCCCACGGGGUCCCAUACCCACACGGUUCCAUGCUCACAUGGUCCCAAGCAACGAUUGAUUUAAAUUUUUUUUAUCUGAUUGGUGGAGAAGGUGGUGCGAAUUUUCUGGACCAAUCACAGCGCGUUGUAAAGAAAACUAUGUUAAAAAUUUCUCUUCUUAAAACUGCUGAAAAAAAAAGACGGUGGCGCUUUAGCAGGAGUGAGUUGGGUUUGAGAUCUAGCGUGCUAUCGUACGUGACUUAUUCGUUUUUUGUCACUCAUUUGUCUGCAAGUAGUGUUUUUUAAUGUAUCAUUUUCUUGCAUGGCAUAGGUUAUUCGUCGUUCCAGUGACGAGGAGAAGAUUUUGGUCAUCGCGCGGAAGCGUACUGAUCACGUGUGCGACUCGACAUUGACUGUAGUGAACAUUGUAUUAUGGGAAGGUAUUGCCCAGGAGCGCGCGGAUUAUCUAUAUAAGUCACUUAGCACCAUGCUGCCUCAACAUGGCGUCCCUACGGCAAGAAGAUGUGGAAUCAAUGAGACGUAAGAUGAAAUAUUCUUCUGCCUCUUUUCCGGGUCUCUUGUGUCCCCCUAAAGGCUCCUUCUUCUACUCUACGUGUCUGUUUAUGUAUCUGUCUCUCUCCCCGCCUGUGUUUAUGUCUGUCUGUCAUUUAGCUGUUUAUUGGUGGUGUUUUGUGUGUUUUCUGACGGUAGCCGUCUGUCCGUCUUUCUUUUUUUGUCUGUUUGUGUUAGGUGGUGCGUCUGUGCCUUACUUUUACUCGCACGUCUGUCUGCUUGUCUCUCUAUGUGUCUCUCUACCUGUCUGUUCGUUCACAGACCUACGCACGUCCAUCUGUCUAUGCAUCUUGUGUGUCUGUCUGUUCGUAUACAAAUACUCGCACCUAAAUAUUACCAGUACCUUAAAAAAAAAACUUGAUACUGUAUCCUUUUUGAUGGUAUAAAGUGUUUUUUUCCCUAUGGUUAAUGAUAAGACGAACCUCACCCCUCACAAACUACCUUUCGGAUUAUGGUCUUGCAGUAAAUCAUGUGCCUGUCAGGGGUUGAGCGAGGAGACUUGUGGUGCGUCUUUUUCUUUCGGCUGCUCUUGGAGCAUGUACUUCAAUGGUUGCAAGUUCACUCGCAGUAAAACGCCGAGGAAAUUUAAACUACUUGAUUCUUCUAAGGUGAGUUAUGAAUUCAACAGACUGAAGUAUUUACUCCCUUUUUCCCUGGGAGGACGCACAAAUAAACGACGUAUGAGAAAUGUUCAUUAAAUUCCAUAGCAUAAUUUUUUUAAUUCCACAAACUACACGUUAAGCAGUACCACAUGAAAGAACUGUUCAGUAGCUUUCAUAUGGUCACACUUUAAGGUUUCACUCACAGACUUUAAAAGGUUAUCCGCCUUUUCUUAUCAGCAGCUUUUAUUUGAAUCGACACGCACUAGGGUUUCAGACAGUCUGUAAAGUUUAACCCUUUAUCUCCCAUUGGAUCAACUAAUUACCCCCAAAUUGAUCUCAUUCUUUCUUCUCAUCACUUAUCUGGUUGAUAUUGUAUAGAUAUUGUAAGGAGAAAUUCUGUCUCGGUCACUCAUGGGAGUUUAAGGGUUAAGCCACCUUUUUCAGUCCUGUAGCCUUUAGUAGAAAGGUCACACUCUGAGAUCUUAUCCACAUAAUCGCCCUGCAGAGCGUGAUAAACAGAAACCACAUGAAAGAACUGCCGCGCAGCUUAAAUUAGAAUGGUUAAGAAAGUAGAUCUUUAUCCAAACAACCUUUAUUAAAGAGGUAAGAUUUUAAAUUACCUGUGUUGUGCGUCCGUGGGGAGUUUCUGAGUUGGUGGAGUAAAUUGGCCACCGGAAAGAGAUUCUGAAACCAAAAAAGGUAAAAGCGGACCAGUUUAAGGAUGAUGUUGAUUGAUGUUGAGUGUUGCAACAAUUAAGCGCUACUUUUUUUUUCUACGUUCAAACAGGAAGAGGAGUUGGAUACCAUGAUGCAGACAUUAGCAACAGAUCUGUCCACCGUAUACGAGAAAUACGCACCUCAAGCUUUCCAAAACCAGGUAAUCCUUCUCUCCUUCGACGAAUGUAUGAUUUCUUCACACAGAAUCAAUACAUUGUCAUUCAAGGGUUGGCGAGAAUGUUUAAAUGAUCAACUGAUGGAUUGAGCGUUCUGAUUUUAGGUAAAAGAAGAAAGAGAGGGGCUAGAAUGCCGUAUUGGAAACAAUGAGAGACGGCCCUUUUCUGGUGUCACGUGUUGCGUGGAUUUCUGUGCACAUAGCCACAAGGACUCCAGAAAUAUGGACGGUGGAGCAACCCUGGUAACUAAUCCUGUUUAAUUAGUGUGUGUUCAUCAAAAGUACAUUUAAAAGAGAUGAGGAUGACAUAGGAUAAAGCAGAUUGCAGACGACGAAACGAUAGAAUUUUAUUCAAGGUAGUUCUUCUUAUUCGUUGUUGCUUUUUUUAUUUAUUGCUGCAGGUGUGCUCGCUUCUGAAGCCAGAAGCAAUUUCGUCAGACGAAGAACAACUUCAUGUUUUGCCGUUGUACCGCUUGCUGGACAAGGAUGGUGCGCCUGUGCGACCCAAUUACGUCAUGCCUGCUCAUUUCCUUGAACCUCCUGUGGGUGUCUCCCCAGGCUACUCCACGGUAACAGGACAAGAGAAUUCCCCAAAGGCUAGCAAAGCAGUGAGUAACCACGAUCCACAGCCCAAAGAAGGACGUAAAGAAGUCUUUCAGGAUCUGAACAACAACAACAAAAGCAGUAAUGGACCAUAUGUACCCUUCGAUGGGCAUAGCAUUCCUCACGGACAUGCGCAGUCGAUGCAUGGCUUUCCAAACUCGGUGAUUCACCACCAUGCCUCUUCUAAUCAGAUGAUGAACAACUGUUUUAACGGACACUAUCCCCACCCCCACGGGUCGCCAAUGUUUCAAUUUCACCCGCAUCUUGGUAACAAUUAUGUUCUUAACCAUUGCCGGGCGCCCGAGGUGCACUGGGUAGACGAGAACCGUAUUCCAUAUUUGUAUCGAAAUCCGGGACACUUGAAUCACUUUCACAACUCGAGUAACAACUUCGACAAUUAUGGUAACUACGACACAAAGGUUCCUUUUAUGGGUGGGACCUGGAAUUGUCGAAUGCCUUUCAGUAAGUCGUUUCCAAUGAACAAUGCACCGUCAAAUAGAGGUGUCGAGUACGCCAAACCAAAGACUGUCAUUCAUCACUACAAUGGUGAGGCCACAAGGGGGCCUUCUCAGAUCAAGUGGGUUGAUGACAAAGAAGUACCACUCAUGAGAGCCUCGAGUAGUGUACCCCUGGAUGAAAAUGCCAACAUAAAAGAAGUAGAAAAUCGCAAAGGCAGUGGAAAAGAUGUUGGAAGCUCGGGACAAGCACGGAAACCAUUCCUGAUUGAGGAGAAUAUGGGAGGAGUGGCUAUCGCUCUUACUCAUGGAUCACUUCUAAUCGAGGUAGCCAAGAAAGAACUUCAUGCAACUACGCCUCUCAGGAACCCCCAAAGACAGAAUCCCACUCGGAUUAGCUUGGUGUUUUAUCAGCACAAACACAUGAACCUCACUCUGCAUGGCUUGGGCGAGUGGGAGCAGAAAGUGGCUCGAAAGAAGUUGGAGGGAGAGGUAGCCAGCAUGGAGGUGGAUGGAACUGAGAAGGACGCAUCUGUAGACCUUAAAGAAGAAGAAAGAGAGUUGGGCUAUCUGGACAUGCUUGCGGAAACAGCUCUGUCUAGAGCGGACAUAGAUCCUGGUGUCACAAACAAGCGUAAUUCUAGUGCGGGCCAUUCUUUAGAGCUAGCGUCGGUGAAUACCAGUGUUCUUGCACAAAAUGGCGCGGACAGUCCGCCAGAAGGUGUAAUAAGAGGUCCAAACGACUUAAAUGGUUCGAAGUUUCCUCAACGAAUAGAAGCAGAUGUCCACGGUGCGAAAGAUACCGCGAAAGAAAUUCUAUCUAACUUGUCUUCCACCAAACCAGAGCAACAUAGUCAACUGCGCAACGGAAUUGAGUUUGCUCCCGAACGGCCUCGUCAGGGACAGAUUGGGAUAAAUUCCAUGAGUAUCCCACAGAGUAAUAAGCACCAGAACAAGGAAGUCUCUUCCGACCCGCGGCAGCAAAUCUGGGGAUCUAUGCAUCACGUUCAUCAAAACAACGAAGGGUCCAAAGGUUCGUCAUUUUCUUCUAAUGUGUCUUCACACAUUACAAGUAGAGUAGAACCAAAUAAAGUUCCACCUGUUCAAAACGCCGACAUGAACCACCGAGAGCCAUCGCAGAGCGAAGGACUCAAAAUAUUCUCCUCUUCCAAUGGAAUAAUUCCUGAGAGAAUUGUUAAUUCUGACAACAGAGGAUUAGAUGUUGUGACAGAACCAUCCUCGGCCAAACGGCCAGAGGAACGCCUUAACACCGGUACUAACUUCAGUGUCUCGAGGCUGUUAGGGGAUGACAAUAACAACAGAGGAGAGAAAUCCACCACGGGUUCGUCGUCAUCCUAUAGAAUAAGCAGCAUUCUCGGGGACGAGAAAACAAUCUCCAAUGCACAGGAUGAAAGAGAAGCAGACACGGCUCGUCAAGUCCCUUCGCAUGUUCGGUCAUCUGAGAAGGAUCGUGAUGUCCCUGCGAGGCACCAUUCUGUCUCAGAGCCUACGUUUCAGUCACCCAAUGUCCCUAUGUCGCCAAGGUUCCCAUUUUUGCCUCCAUUUGCUCACUCUGCAGGGAUCAGAGAGAAACUUUCCGCUGGGCCGGAAAGAUCCUACCUUGACCUCUCAAUGGCGGCCAACCGUCUAUUCAACUACAGUCCUUACAAGUUCGGUGUUCCUUUUCCAACAUAUCCAAGUUUUUUCAUGCCUCCCUUUCAUCCACUUAUAACUUCUGGAAAUGGCCUUUCAUCCAACCUUGCUUUAGUUAAUUCGCAGAACUAUAUGUCUUCUUUUAUGGACUCCACUAAACGGAUCGGAGAUAUGAAUGGCAUGUCUCUAGACCCUGCAUCACUGACCACCAUUUCCACCGCAACGCGGACUGGGGUUAGUUAUCCAAUAGACACACUAAUCACUGUGGCACCCUACACACAGACGUGUGUCACAGGGCACUACCAAAAUUGGCUCUGA
Messenger RNA from Pocillopora meandrina, 13074 nucleotides. The record is from the annotation of a GenBank genome assembly. Lineage: Eukaryota; Metazoa; Cnidaria; Anthozoa; Scleractinia; Pocilloporidae.